Cryptococcus wingfieldii CBS 7118 is the source of this 1554-nucleotide messenger RNA. RefSeq lists its product as hypothetical. Gene Ontology annotation, molecular function: zinc ion binding; DNA-binding transcription factor activity, RNA polymerase II-specific. Lineage: Eukaryota; Fungi; Basidiomycota; Tremellomycetes; Tremellales; Cryptococcaceae. Gene Ontology annotation, biological process: regulation of DNA-templated transcription. The transcript is spliced from 3 exons. The record is from RefSeq and is a predicted model, not a curated record. The coding region runs from base 1 to 1554 and encodes 517 amino acids.
AUGUCUGACAACAGCGGGUUCGUCCGCCUCAAUCCCGUUUCCCAGGCUCUUGCUGACCGCCUCGUACUCGCUAGAGUCUUCACCGGCUUCCCCAGCCCGUCUCCCAUCACCUACACCACCACCACCAACACCACCAGUGGUGCCAACAACGCCCUCGGUCUCCAGCUGUUUGGCAAUAGCGGUGUUUCCCCCGCCUCCUCUACUCCGUCUACUAUCACCUACACCCUCAUCACCAAUGACGGCAACGCCCUCCUCGGUCACCCGCUUUCUGCCCCGACCCCCUCUCCCACCGGGAGUGGCGACAAGCGCAAACCCAAGCGCAAAUUCAAACGCAAGGCGAGGUCUUCUGCUCACGCCAGCAACACCAGGGGCAUCAAGGCGAGCGGAGCCGAGAAGAAAAGACACCCUGAGAACUACAUUCGUAUGCCCGCCUCAUGCGAGCACUGCAGGCAGCAACGAAAGAAGUGCCAACGAAACAGGCUCGAGGCCUGCAUCCAGUGUACCGACGAUGAUUGCGAGUGCAUAUUUGCCGUCAAGGCAAAGCAGGGCGCGACGAAGACUUCUAGGGAGCUCAUCGCUUUGGAACGUAUGUUCUAUGAGAGAGUCAUUGCCGAAAUGCCGUCUACCCCGUCUCUUGCCUCGACUUCCAGAGCGUCCUCUAUGAGUCCUAUCACCCCCAUCACCCCGACCAGGUCCACCGUCGAGCUCGGCUCCGGUCCCUCCUCUGCUAGCGUCUCUGCCGGCCUCACUUCUGGCUUCGCCACUGCCCACAUCUUCAUGCCCUUCGUCCCACCCACCCAGCUUCUUGUUGCUGUUGGCGCCAACGGCAUACUGAAGGACCAUCGCGUUGUCGAGGCGCAACAGACCUUGUUCGACAAUAAGUCCGAUUCGUGGUGCUCGGCCGUUGCUGCUGCUCCUGCCAGCGAGUCAGUUCUCUACCACCCUCCUACCCCGCGCACCACCCCGGUCAAGCCGACUUACGUGCGCCCUGCCGACGUCUUUCCCGUGAAGGCUCCCCAUUUCUCACUCCACAACGAAUCGAUGCCCUCUGCCCUGCCUUCUAUGGGCGUCUGUCAACCCGAGCUUCUUGCUUUGAUGGGCCAAGGACUUUCUGAGAGCGAGAGGCGCGAGGUUGACGAGCUGGUCAUGGAGUUCAUGGAUUUCGGUGAUGAUAUUGUCGCCGCUCCUCCCGAGGUUCCCUGCGGCAACGCUCUCGCCGCUCUCCUCCCCACUACAGAGACUACACCAGUCAAUCCUGCCGUCGAGAUGUCUGCCAUCAGCGACUCUGCCGACCCCGCCUCUAUCCACUUCUCCUACGCCGACUUCUUGGGGCCCCAGCCCUCCACUUGGUUCGACGCGCCUCAAACUCAGGUCGAGGACGAGAACUUUGGCUGGGGCAUGUGUGGAACGGAGAUGGGCAUGGGUAUCGACGAUAUUGGCUUGUCGGGACCCAUCAAGUCUCCCUUCAACAUCACACCCUUCGGCGAAUCUUUCACCCCGCUCGUUAAUGAGUCGGUUGAAGGGGGUAGUGCGGCAGUGUGGACUUGGGAGUAG